Messenger RNA from Folsomia candida, 826 nucleotides. RefSeq lists its product as uncharacterized. The record is from RefSeq and is a predicted model, not a curated record. NCBI's taxonomy places the organism in Eukaryota, Metazoa, Arthropoda, Collembola, Entomobryomorpha, Isotomidae. The transcript is spliced from 3 exons. The coding region runs from base 289 to 807 and encodes 172 amino acids.
UAAGGGAAGGAGAAAUGUUUUCAAAACAUUACCGAGUACACAACGCAUUUAAAUUCCAGGAAAGUUAUAGCUCUGUAAGCAUCCUCUUGGUCACAUUGGUGAGAAAGCGUUUGUUCUUUCGUAUAGAAUUUAGCGUGAAUUGAAACAAUUGAUUUCAAUUAAAAUCCCACAGAUUUAACGGCCUAUUAAAAUUGCUCUAUUGAAAUUGGCAUAUUGAAUUAAUUACAUACAUUUUGCUCAUUUCAUACCAACAUUUAUCGGUCUCAAAAAACAAGAAACAGCUUUAUAAUGACUCGUUUUUAUGAAAAUUCCUUGGUCUCCUUUUGUGGCAUGUUGCUUGUUAUCUCGAUGUCUUGCACGAUGGGGGCUGCAGGACAAACCAAUUUGGUCCUUGCAACGACCGUUCAGCCGGUCAAUUCCGUGUCUCCAACGCCUCCUCUGGGGAACACGACAGCAAACACCACUUCCCCCUUGAACGCCACUUCUACCACUUCUUCCCCCAACAAGAACCUGGACGACGAUGCAUUGAAUGACACCUUAUCAUACGAUAGCGACUUGUACAGUGAGGAUUCCCGAAAUAAGUCUGGAUUGUUUGACCGCUAUUACAACGGGACCAAUGGCAUCGACAACGAAACCUAUUACAAGUACAAUACCACCACGGGAGAAAAGUGCAAUGAUUGCUGGAUGGAAAAACUUGGUGAUAUUGCAGGUCCAUCAACAAUCGUAAUCGCUGUGGUUUUCAUAUCUGCCCUUCUGAUCCUAACUGCUUGCCUCACUUACCGUAACAUCCGGAAAAUGGUCCCUUAGUUUGGCUUAUUAACUUAAA